Peronospora matthiolae is the source of this 363-nucleotide messenger RNA. Lineage: Eukaryota; Oomycota; Peronosporomycetes; Peronosporales; Peronosporaceae. The record is from the annotation of a GenBank genome assembly.
AUGGAAGUCGACUCGCUAGGUGGAAGCAAGUACUUGCACCUGACCGUAGAUGAAGGCAGCGGAUGUAUGAAGAGUUUCAGUCUGCGCGCCAAUUCCGACAGUGAAGAGUGCAUCAAGAAGUACAUCAUGGCAGUACAGACGCAGUUUGACUACAAGGUCAAGUUCGUUCGACACGAUGGUGCACGCGAAUUUGCGGCAAAUUCGCUCAAGGCAUUUUACGAUGAUCAAGGAAUCGAGCAGCAAGUUACCCGUUCCAUAUGCGCAUCAGACCAACGGCACGGCGGAACGGGCAAUUCGGACCAUUGUGACGAUCGGGCGCAGCAUGCUUCACUACGCCAAGCUGGACAAGUGCUUUUGAGUUGA